This is a messenger RNA of Myzus persicae (green peach aphid), 1473 nucleotides long. RefSeq lists its product as uncharacterized. Bases 1 to 1473 code for a protein of 490 amino acids. The record is from RefSeq and is a predicted model, not a curated record. Gene Ontology annotation, molecular function: nucleic acid binding. NCBI's taxonomy places the organism in Eukaryota, Metazoa, Arthropoda, Insecta, Hemiptera, Aphididae. The transcript has 2 exons. Gene Ontology annotation, biological process: DNA integration.
AUGCCGUUGUGGUGGUACGGUCCCGAUUGGUUAAUAAAAGACGAAAAAGAUUGGCCCAAAUCAAAUAAAAACGAAAAAAGUUUAAAUAUAGAAAUACCCGAAGCUCGGUCAGUGACCUUAUCUGCCGUCGACAAGGAAGCAUUUUCACAAGAAAUUAGAGAUUUGACCAAUUUGAAUAAAAUAGCUGUAUCAAGCAAGUUGUUUCAACUAUGUCCGUUUUUAGACGAACAUAAUGUUUUACGUGUAGGGGGAAGACUGAAAAAUGCCACUACGUUAGACGUACAACAACGUUAUCCAAUCGUGUUGCCGGCGAAGUGUCAUUUUACACGAUUAAUAUUUAAGUACGAACAUGAGCGAUGCAUGCACGGCGGUCCGCAUGCAACACUAUGUUCGGUACGAUCGAGAUACUGGCCAUUAAACGGACGAAAUUUAGCCAGAAGUACAAUACACGAAUGCGUAACAUGUUUUCGUUAUAAACCGGUAGUCGUGCAGCCGAUUAUGGGUAAUUUACCCAUGGAACGAGUAGAACCGACGCGCGCAUUUUUACGUUGUGGUAUUGAUUAUGCGGGUCCUUUUAUGAUUAAGACAAGUAUGCGCCGAAAUGCUCCGUUAGUAAAAGGGUAUGUAUGUAUUUUUGUUUGUUUUUCAACGAAGGCAGUACACAUCGAACUAGUCGGAGAUUUGAGUACAACAGCAUUUAUUAACGCAUUAAAUCGAUUUUUUGAUCGACGAGGAAGAAGUACAACUAUUUUUACCGAUAACGCGACUAAUUUUGUCGGGGCAAAUCGUAAAAUGAAGGAAUGGAGCGAUCUAUUUAACUCAGAACAACAUAAAAAAAAGGUACAAGAAGCUUUAGCAGACGUUGGUGUCCAAUGGCGAUUCAUACCCCCGCGGUCGCCGCACUUUGGAGGAUUAUGGGAGGCAGCCGUCAAGUCGAUGAAGCAUUUACUACAGAAAACUGUAGGGAACGCUCACUUGUAUUUUGAGGAACUUAGUACUGUGCUUACGCGCGCUGAACCCUGCCUAAAUUCCCGACCUAUUACUCCUAUGUCAUGUGACCCAAAUGACAUAUCCUUUUUGACCCCAGGUCAUUUCCUUAUAGGCGAUUCACUCUUAUCUAUACCAGAACCCGACUUGUCAAAUAUACCGAUAAGUCGCUUGACGCGAUGGCGAAAAGUAACACAAUAUUCGCGAACUAUUUGGCAAAAAUGGAGUCGUGAGUACUUGAAUCAGCUCCAAGAGAGAAAGAGGUGGGCUGGUGCCAAGGGACCUAAACUAGAAGUGGGUACUGUAGUAUUAAUACGAGAAGAUAACAUCCCUCCGUUAAAAUGGCGUUUAGGUCGAGUUAUAAAAAUUACUGCUGGCAGUGACGGGGUGGUGCGAGUCGCUGAAGUCCGCACGUCGACGGGACAGUUUACACGGGCAGUUCGAACAUUAUGUCCUUUGCCAUUUAAGGGAAAUAAUAUAGAUUAG